AUGGCAGCAAUGAAAUCUGUUGUUUCUCUCAGCCUCCGCCCAACGUGGCUGGUGGUGCUCCUCCUUUUGCUGGUGGCGCAAAACCACAUGACUCUAUCUCAGGCACAGAGUAGUUGCUCUUCUUCCCUUGCAAACCUAAGUGUUUGUGCACCCUUUGUUGUUCCAGGCGCCACCAACGCCGCCCCAAGCUCCGACUGCUGUGGCGCACUGCAGUCCUUGGAUCACGAGUGCAUUUGCAACACUGUUAGGAUCGCUGCCCGCCUCCCAUCGCAGUGCAACCUCCCUUCUCUCAGCUGUGGUGGUUAG
Molecule: messenger RNA, 306 nt
Organism: Fraxinus pennsylvanica
Lineage: Eukaryota; Viridiplantae; Streptophyta; Magnoliopsida; Lamiales; Oleaceae
Source: the annotation of a GenBank genome assembly